GUAGUCCUGCUUCUCAGUGAAUCCUUACAACUAGCAACACAAAUGUAAUGGGAAUGUCAAGGUGCCACAUUUCAUAAACAUGAACAAAUCCAUUUGAGAGUUUCUCCACCGUGACCCUGUGCCCACGCUUCACAUGGAAUCUGCUGCGUUUAGCCAGGGCCACAUUCCUCUGCCCAGCAGCAUCCAGGCCCCACUAGUGAUGCUCAGUCUCAAACCUCUCAGCAGCGCGUGCACAGUCUAAUCUUUAAUUACCUUGUGUGCACGAUGGAAUAUCUCUGCAGCUUCAGCUCACCACCAGAUGCCUUUCUUCCACAACAGACUCUCAGGACAGAAGGAUUACUUUGCAUUCUUCCUUACCAUCCACUCCUCUAAUUUUCAGGAUCUCUCUAAUCAUGAGUAACAUCAAGUAGAAAUUCGGUUGCAUUAUGAUGAUUAGUUUUCAAAAUAUCCCACUAGAAAAUUAGUCCUCUCUAACAGCUUAUUUUGCAAUAUGUUAUAACUGAGAAAAUAAUUUUCACAACUAUGAAUAUUAAAAAAAAAAAGCUGGAGUAGGUUGGAGUAUGGAUCAUACUUUGUCCCUUUUUUCCUGUACAGUUCCCAUGCUUAGUUGUGAUCCCAACGUUUUCUGUUAGCUGAAGGAUGUAAAAUGUUGAUUUCUGCUGUUGCCUGUAUAUCUCGUAUCUAGAAUUCGGAGUAGGUGAACGAGCAGAAGCUCCUUGUUAGAAAGUUGGUCUGUACCGUUACAUCAGCUCUCGUGACGCACGAAGCAUUCUCUGACGUAUAGCGUAUAGGGGGUUGCUGCUCGCACUCCCAUCGCACUCCCAGGUGUUUGCACAAGGCAGCGUUCAGCCCUAGUGCCAUCAAAAUAUGGAGGGUAUUUGCAGAGGGGAGCACAUCACGCGUACACAGAAACUAAAUUCCUGUUCAGAGCAUUUAAAAUUAUGAAAGAGUCAGGUGUAUAAGAUGCUGAUACGCCUUUUAGGAAUAAGUGCCCAAUUCUUAUUGCAGGGGUGAUUCUGCUUUGUUUAGGCUGAGUUGCUUCAGGCUUUUCAUUAUUCAGAACCGAUUUGGCCCAUGGACAGAAGUCAGCAGCUUUGACAGAGUGAUCCUCAUGAAACUUUCACAAAUGGCGAGGCAGCCUAAAAGGCAGGACAAACCUUAACUCUUGAUUGAGAACAGAUUGAGAAGAAGAUAAUGGCUGUUUAGAAGGGAAGCCUCAUGUAUUUUUGAAAUGCUUUCUUGUUUGCUGUUGCUGAGAAUUCACUUAUGUCUUGUGCUGGCAGUGAACGCAUCCCUGCCCAAUUUGUGUUUAGUUCCUGAUUUCUCUGUGCUUGAAGAAAUUACAUGCUGGCAAGCUGAUUGUUUUCCAUCAAAACAAUGGAAUUAAAGACAGAGGCACAUUUUCUGGCUCCUGGAUUUGACGGCGAGUCCUCUGGAAUCAGUUCUUUGGAAGCUUGGACCUGAAACAAAAGGGAAAAAAUGUUGAUUUAACAAUCAGGCGUUCCAUCAUUGUAAUUUUACAUUGUUGUCAACAACUCUCUUUUCGCUUGUUUUGUUUUGGAACCUUGAAUCCAGGAAGCACUUAGAGCUGAUCAAGCCCUUAGGUUGAUUUCCUUUCCUUGAACAGGAAUGGUUUUUUCUUGAGAGAAUUUACACGUAAACAAGAAACUGCAGUUUCCUGUGGUGGAAGAACCCAGUGUAUUCCAGGGCACGUAACUUGAUUAAGCUUUCAAUGGCUUAAGUGUUGAAUAUUUGUUUCUUUAUUUUCUAGGCAUUUAAGUAGCAGCUUUUCUGGUGUUCUGCUACAGGUCUUGUAAUGAUAAUCUGUGAGUGUGGUUCUUAGAAAUAUUAUCUUGCAUCAGGUGAAUACCAGCAUGCACAGAAUACAUAUUAAACAGAAACAAGCAAAGAACACAUUAACAGGAUUUUUUAAAAAAUUAAUCUAAUUAUAAUAAGUAAGGAAAAGUAAUUGUAAAUAUCUGUCAGUCCCACCACUGCUUUCCAGGUCAUUUCCAUUUCUUUGAGGCGCCCAAUUAGUAAGGACUGUAUGCAAAUGCUUGCAAAGCUCAAUAGGAUUUAGGACUCUUUAAGAACAGAAUAUUAUUAAAUGCCUUAUGGAGUCUACAUGGAUUUAAGAAUGUUCCUACAGUUAGGCAUUGCUUCAGUGCUCGGCAGCAUCAAAUACCUAAUUACCGUGCUGGGCUACCGUAGUUAUUCAGAGUGAAUCUAAAUGAAGAGGUUGUGCUUCAUCCCAGAAUAAGCUAUUUAAGGCUCUAAUGAAUCAAUCUUAUGGUCAGGAAGAAACUAAACCUACCUGAAAGUAAUUGGCAUUCAUCAGCUUAUAGUGCUAUUAAUAGCAUCUUCAAAAACUACAAAGAUCCACGUUGCUCACAGGGAAAUUUGAUUGUUUCUCACAGUCUAACAAGCUUAAGAAAAGCAUGAAAUUGCAAUAUAGAAAUGCUGGGUCAAUCUAUAGAGUGCUGCAGCUCCUGCAACAUGGUUGUUACAGGGGGUAGUUCAGAAGGCUCCAGAAUCUCCUGCAUUUUUUAUUUGUUUCCUUCCUUGACCUCAGCAUCCCUGUCCUGACACUAUUGGCUGAAGAGCCUGGGAUGUCAUCAUGUUUUGUACAUUGGUUUUGGUUUGUGUGUGGCAUCUUCAGACAGGUAUGACGACUGUUCUUUUUAAAAGCAAUAGGAUCAGAAAUGGUUGCAGUAGUGUGAUAUAAAAGCACAGUGCCAGUAUAACUGCUCAGGAUAUUCCUGCAGGAGUGAGACCUUUGUAUGGCUUGAGAUAAAUAAUGAUUAAUGAAUUUCUAGUUUUUUCCCCUCGCUUUAUCAUUCAUGAUGUCGGUCCCUUGUGCUCUGCUGCUUUAGUAUCAUGACUACAGAAAACAACUUCAGCUGAAGUACCACUGAGCAUCUCCUGAGAGACAAUGCCAGUUGUGUUCUUCCAAGAAGGGUCUGAAGUAUCCUUGGGAGUGGCAUCUUUCACAGGUGGAAGUACUUAUGAAGACUUGAAGUCAAAGAUUCAGAACCAUUUGGAUCAGGCACAUUAAUCUCUUUAUGCUUUACAGCUUCUGCACUUCUCACAUCUUCCCGGUUCCACAUAAGGUGUUCUUUUUACUGAUGGAUUCUUCAUUUCACCUUGGGCUCUUUGAUCAGUGUAACUUGUUAUCUAUUUCUAUAUUAAUGCCAUAUGUUGUAGGACAACAGUUAGACUUACUAGAAUGGGUUGAAAUCUCUUCAUUUUCUGAAGCUGUGUCAGCCAGGGCAUCUACACUUAAGUCUCCUUCUGAUUUUGAUUGAUUUUCUGUGGUCUGGGCUUCCUGGGCUUCUUGCCGUUGUCAAGAGAUUGCAACAUGUCUAAGCAAAACUGGCACUUGUUGGGAAUUUAAUUUGCCUUUGAUUUCUUGGCUUGUUUUUGCAGCUGGAAGCAGGCGAGUGGAUCGGUUUAACCCCAGCCUUGCGCUCGCUAAUAAAGCAGCAUGGUAAAUCUAAGACAAACCAGAGCAUUUUAAGAAGAAAAAAAAAAAACAAAACUGAGCACUCAUGCUAUUUGUGUUUUCUUCUGGGUAUAAAAUAACAAAUAAUUCCUCACUUUGUUGCACAGUGAAAGACCCAAACUAAAGAACCUGAGGCACUCCAUAGUCCCUCACAGGGCUUUUCUGGUUUAUCCCGCGAUGAAUCAAACCUCCGAUGUGGUCACUUGUGACAGGUAAACCCAAACCCCACUCCCUCCUUCACUGUUGGGGAGGUCCCUUCACAUUUUUUCUUCACUGUGGGUGUAAAAGUGAUGAUGGGGAAAAAAAACAUCCCCAAAUCUCUGUAAAAUGAUUUCAAAGCUGUCGGCCAAGGUGCUUGAUCUUGGCUGCCUCCAAACCAGCCGCUGGGCCUGGCAGGGUCCUCCGUGAGGGGAAAACGCCGUGUGGGUGUCGGGGAAGCUCCUGAGGCCCCUCUUGACCUCAAAUUCUCCCCUGGGUGCUGGGAUUUCCGUGGAUGUUUAAAAACAUGAAGAGUAAGCGUGUAUGAGAAAAAUGGAUGUGAAAUGGGCAAAUAGGAGGAAAAGGGAAAAAUCUGUGAGCUAGGUGAAGAAAUAAGGAGGCAAAUUGAUCUUACAGUAUAAGGAAUGAAAUAAUCGCUUACGAUGAAUCACUGCCUGACCCAUGGAUCUUUAAAUAUUAAAAAAAAAUACAAAAAUGACAACCAUACAAUGAGCAUAUUCUUGUAUCUAAAAUCAUUAACUAGCACUACUGAGACCAUCUGCCGCUGCUACCAACAGUCCUGUGGUUAUAUUAUAAUGUGGCAUGAAGACUGAGCCACAAGCACUGGCCACAGGCUGGGAUUUGGGGACACCCCAACGAUUUACUCAAAUAUUUGCAUGAAAAUCUCUGAUAAAAGUUCUAGGACUGAAAGCAUCCUAGCCCUGCUAGGUGUUACUUAAUCCCUGUUAAAAACAUUCAAUCCUUGCAAAAACAGCACAACUAUUUAUAUAAGAAAAAUACUUCUAAUGCUCUUUCGUUAUCUCCACAAAAUGAGAUAUAUCUGUUUGGGUUUUUUCUCUUCCACUGUAGUCUUAACUGGGGCUUUUUUUAGCUGUCGCUCUCUCCAGAAGUGUUAAGCCAAUCACUUAGAGUCAAGAGAGACAGUUAAUGCUUAACUAAUAAAAUUGUGUGAGAGCUUCAUCAUAUAGCAAGGCAGAUCCACAAGGUCAUGAACUGAGGUAAACUCUUACAUUUUUAUUUCCUUGUUAAUAUUGUAUCUCCAUUUGGAUCCUCAUAUUAAAAAAAAACCCCAAAAAUCGCAAACCAAAAACCAAGCGCAAAGCAGCCUUUCCAAGUGUCACAUCUCUUUAGCAGAACAUGGAGCCCUUUGGAAAUUAUUCCCUGAUCUUUGACAUCAAAUGUCCUUGAUACAACUCGGGGAGUCACACAACUUGCAUCUUAAUAGAGAAAGACUGCAUAUCCUGGUUAGGUGAAGAUAAUAUUUGAUACGGAAGAUCAAUACCAUUGUUCUUAAACAGAAUACUAUUUCUUUUGUAUUAUCUAGUUCUGAUCUGGCACUUCCCUGAGAUGUGACUAAGAUAUUUUCUUGGAGAAAUAAAUAAAGUCUGAGUCAAUCACUAAUGUGAAAUGGUGUGGGAAGGUAUUUUUGAAGUAUAUGCAUGCAGAGCAAGCGUAUCACGCGAGGCUUACAGCUGUCAGUGUAAAUACCACUGUCAGAUUCGGGUAGUCACAUAUGAUUAUUACUCCUGGGUGAUAUUACUCUCUAGUGUAACACCUACACAAUUCAUCAGCUUCGGGAGAGCGGCACAGACACAAACGAGAGCAGAAGCUGACCUUUCCAAUUCACAUACUGAGUCACCACUUCAUCUUGAAAGCUGAUGUAAUUGUAAUGCACUUCGCCUUUACAUCCCUUUUAUCUUCCCACAGUUCUCAUUACUAAAAAUAAACCUGUUCUGGAAAGUUGAAGUGCACAUGUGACAGUGCCCACUUUGGAUAAGCCCCGGCUCUCAGACACUCCUCCCUGUUAAUGGUUCCAUUGUAGUUCUGCCUAAUGCUCCCAGCGCCCGCCUCUGCUUUCUCCUACAUUACCUGGGGCCAAGACAACCGAUAAAUGCAGCAAAAUAAACUUCCCAGCUCAUUGUCUGCACCAGUUUUGCCUUUUUCUUUGCCAGUCAUUUAAAUCUCAAGCAAAGAGGGGACCCAGCAUCUCUGUUCAGUUAGUUGGAAGUUCUCAGGCAGAUUUUAAAUGCAAUUUGGCACGACAGAACUGUCAGGGUCACUCCGUGCUACAUCGGCAGAACAAGAGGCUGUCUCUACAAUUUUUGAUGUCAGCUGGAAGAUGCAGAGAUGGGUCCACAAAAAAUUAUUAGGACAAACUUUUAUCCUAUGACCAUGCUAUUUAAAUCUGCAGAGGGAGAGGGAUCUGUAGGAAUGAAAACAAUGCCCGAGUGCCAUUUCCUAAGUCUGUCAACACUGAUUGUAAUGUAAGACCUUCUGCUUUUCUUAGCCUAUAGUAGAGCAACACUGUAUAGCCCUAGAAUUUACAUUAUGGCUGCUUUAUUCCCGCUGACACCUUCAAAACUAUCAUGUCACAAAAAUACUAUUUUCCAGUGAAAAGAUAAUACAUAUUUCUUUAAAGGGGCUAGCUAGAUCAGUACUAAUAAUUUGUUUAUCAGCUUUGUUGUUGACAGUUUAUUUAGAAAUGAGCCUUGGAUAAUGUCCUUAAUGUUUCACUACAAACGAAUGGACAGAUUAGACUUUCAAACUUACACGUUCAAAAUUUUGUGAACUAAAUUAAGAUAGAGAGUGGGUGGUAUAUGAAUGCCUGCCACUGCAUAUAUUAAGCCAUAGUUUCUGUAUGUGUGGCAGUGCUCGCUCCCUUCCAAGGAUUUAAGCAUUUGCUGUGUACAAAUAUUUACAGUAGGCGAAACCAAAAGAACUUCCUUUUACAAAUGGUGCCUGAUGCUUCCUAUUUUGAACUUGUGCCACAGUUUCCACAUCACAGGAGGGUGCACAAGGCUGCAGGCUAUUUGAGGGAAUGUCUGUGUGUAUGCUGGUUUAAUUUCAGUGCCCAAAACUUUCAUUUACUAUGUCUGUCUUACAUUCAUCAGGCAAGGAAGACACCCCCAGAAGUGAAAGAUGUCAGCCUUUGAUUUACCAGCUUUGGGGGAUCUGUAUUUUCAACUCAGUUACACAAACUACAUUGCUUAAAAUCACCAGUGAAGAAAGCAGUUGUUUGGUGGUUUGUUGUUCUGUAAAAUAUUACCAAAGUUGUAAAAGAAGAAGCCUGAAAAAGCAAGAGUUUAUCACAAGAAGUUAAGCAACUAAACUUACCAGAAGGCAGGGGAAGUUGAAAUCUGCUAAGGCGUUUCUAUUGUGUAAAGUAUAGCAGAUGCGAAAUUACUCCAAACAGUCGUGUUCUCCACAUGUACCACAAAGACAUAUCCAAAAUGGACUGAAUAUGUAAUCAGGUUUAACCCAAUUUAGUUUAUUAGUUCCAAUAGUUUCCCAUUAGUUAAAAAGUGCAGACUUUGCAUAUUAAUGUAAAAAAUAAAGAUCUUACUGUUUGCUGGUUUUAAAGGAAAAUUAACAUCAGUAAAAACAAGUGUUCAUUCCUUAGAAAAUUUUGAUUACAACAGUUAGAAAUGACUUUUUAAAUAAUUUAAAAGAAUGUAGUCUUAAAACUUGUUUGAACAAUUCUUUGGACUUGUUCUUUUUCUUCCUCAAAUCAGUAUGAGUGGAUGAAAACCAAACGUGUUUAUGGUAUUUUCCUAAAAUCCUCAUUUCUGGGAGGGAGGCAUGGGAAAGAGGCCUGACAAAUCUUUCCUGUAGUGUGUGUUAAAGGACAAGUGAGAUAAUAUUAAGAUCCUGGGCUACUGAUUUUAGACAUAAUCCUUUACGUUAUUGCUAUUUCAUUUUGCAAUAUCUGUGAUCAUCCUGUGAAUGUAAGACAAUGGUGUGACAAAUCACUGGGAAGCAUAAUGGUGUCAAAUUUAACACUGCUGGGAACGUUUUUUCACCCCCUACUUAGGAACAAUCUGCCAUUUAAAAUAUUUGGAACCCAGGGGCAAUAACCUAGGAAUUAUUUUCAUACUUUUUAAUAAAGGAGUUAAAGAUGAUAGUUCUACUAUAAGACGGGGGGAGCUUUUCCCUGUGUUCUGGUGUUCUUUUUUUUAACUCUUGGUCUUUACCAGGUUUACUUGUCCCAUUCUUAAUCUCAUGAGCCGCAUUUCCACUGCUGUGACUUUCAAAGGAACACCAAGUGUUGCAGAUAAAAUGAUGAAGGUGUAAAACCUCCUGCUCAGAAGCUAAAUCAGAAUCACAUGUCAACACAGUUCAGGCUCAGUCUCUGGCAGGAUGGCAGGAUCAUUGGUUUUAAUGCAAUUUACUAAUUAAAAAUGAAUACCAGAUUACGGAUAGUCUGGAAUGAAGUGAGGUGUUAAAAUAGUGUUUUAACUCCCUGAACUGUCUGCACCAGAGUUCGGUUCUCAUUAAACUAUAAUUCUUUUGAAUAUUGCUCGGCAAUUAUUAAAGACUCUUCCAAAAAGUACAAACGCGGUUUAUGUUUUAUAACCAGCCCUCUGGGUUCAGACUGGAGCUGCUUUUACUACAGACGGAAAUCUGUAGCAGGGCUGCGGCAGGUGUAUUUUAUUCAGCACAUGUACUGUAAACGCAUUACAGCAGAUUAGCUGGAUUUCUUCCUUUAAAUGUACACUGUGAGAUCCAACUUGCAAGCCAGCUGUUUCUUACCGGCCCGUUUAAUCUGCCAGAGCCCGGCUUUGGCUCUUCCUCCGAGCGGCUAUUUCUGUAACGGAUCGGACGAGGGAGCGCGCCGCUAUGAAUUUUAAUGUUUCCACCGGGGAAUCCCUCCCGCCUCCUCUUUUUGGAUGAGAUCCGCCAGGAAAGACCCAGAACACAGCGAGGAGGAGGCGGCAGCCGGUGCGGCAGUUGCAUCGGGGAAAGCGGGAAGGGGGAGCGGGGCCGGCAGCCGCGGGGGUGUAAUUAGGGAAGGUGGCGAGGACGACGCCGGGGCGGGCAGAGGGAUGGGGGAGGAAGGAUGACUCGGGGCGUAUUUCGCUGGCUGACCCCGGCACGUCAGCAGCGGCAGCCGGAGCGCCGCGGACACAUGCACCCGCCGGCAUCGCCCCGGGCCGGCCGCGACGGGGACAACGCCGACGUGAAUCCGCUGCCCCUGGGUCCAGGCGAGGGGCUGAGCCCGCGGACCGGGCGCUAGAGCCGCUCUCCAUCCGCACGCCGCGCCCCGAGAGGAGGAGCCGGGAGGGAGGGAGCCGGGCGGCGGGCCCCGGGCCGUGCGCUCGGUACCGGCACCGCCGCCGCUCCCCACAUGGAUAAGGCGGGCUCGCUGCACACCUCGGUGCCCACGCCGCCGCCCCGGCUCUACCUGCCACGCAACUUCAGCUGCAGCGCCUGCCUCUAUGGCAGCCUGGCCGAGCAGUGCAAGGGGGGCUGCAGCCCCGACGGCGACACCGCGCCCACGCCCGUGGUGCGGGAAGCGGCGGGGGAGAAGCCGGCGCCGCCGCCCCGCGGCCGGGAGCCCUCGCUGCCCGCCGUGCCCCCCAGCCCCACGCAGCGCCGCCGCGCCAAGUCGCUGCCCACGCCCGGCGACCGCAGCCUCCGGCCGGCGCUGCAGCAGAGCCCGUCUCGCCGCAAGACGGUGCGGUUCGCCGACUCCCUGGGCCUGGAGCUCACCUCCGUGCGCCACUUCUGCGAGGCCGACCUGCCGCAGGUGCCGCUGCCCGCCCCGCCGCCGCCGCGCACCGCCGACCUCUUCAAGACCAGGAAACCGCCGGCGCUGGGCGAGCUGGAGCCGGUGCUGUUCGGGCCGCCGCCGCCGCUGCUGGAGCCGCUCUUCCCGCCGCAGCCCGGCGCCAGCCCCGGCUUCGCCGAGCGGGUGCGGCAGCACAAGGUGAGGCUGGAGUGGGUGCGGGCCGAGCCGGCGGGGCUGCGCGGCGCCGUCCGCGUCCUCAACCUGGCCUACGAGAAGGCCGUGUCGGUGCGUUACACGCUCAACCGCUGGGCCAGCUGCGCCGAGGUGCCCGCCGCCUACCAGCCGGGCGGCCCUGCGGACGGCCUGACCGACCGCUUCGCCUUCCUCCUGCCCCUGGCCGCCGCCGAGCCCACGCUGGAGUUCGCCGUCCGCUACCGCGUCGCCGGCGCCGAGUACUGGGACAAUAACGAGGGCGCGAACUACCGGCUGCGGGGCCGGCAGCGCUUCCCGCCCACCCCCCCGCAGGACCCCGAUAGCAGCGCCUGGAUCCACUUCAUCUGAGGCGCGGGGGGCGCCGCCUCCUGAGGGAGCCGCUGCCCGCGGGGGAACGAGGAGCCCCGUGGGGCCGGCGGGCCGGUCCUGCCCCCGCUGAGGGCCCAGGGCCGGCGAGUCCCCUCGCAGGAGCGUUCGGCACCUCCUCGGCCGCCCUGCCCGCCCGGGGGUCGCAGCCCAGCGCAGGCCUCCUGUCCAGCCGCUUCUCCGUAAGUCGCUGGAAGACAUUUUUCUGAAUUUUGUUUACAGAUGGAUAAUAUAUUUUCUAUUUCACUAGCGAUGUCGAGGGGGAACCUUCCAUGCUGUGGCGGGGGUGUGGGCAGGGAGCCCGGGGACACCUUGGUCCCUGCUGCCCAGCCAGGCUCUGCGGACGGGGGCUGCGGGGGAUUUGCAGAAUUUGCUGGCCAGGACCAGGAUCCACAGGUGCAAACAAAUGCUGUCGGGUGCCCGGGGUCAGGAUCAACUGCUGUCACCUCUGGAAACACAGGGAGUGGGGUCACAGAGUGUCUGUCCAACUGUCUGGUUUGCCUAAUCCUGCUUAAGCAAAGCCUGGCUCUGGCGAGGUGCUGGGCCCGUGUUCAGAGCCACCCUGGCCCAUUCGUGUUCAUUGUCCUGCAGGGUUAAGGGUCAGAUCACAGUUACGAUCCAAAAGCCAAGAGUAUGGAUGCUCCCAGGUGUAAUUGUUUCAUUAUGCUGUGAAAAGGAUUGAUUGGUUCAAAGCAAAGAUAUAUUUCUUUUAAAAAUUUUAACUCAGCUGUGUUUAAGCGUAUUUAGAAAAGAAAAAUAACGUCACGUAGUAAUUGAAAUGCACCCCACUGGGAGAUGUUAUAAAGCCUAUGCUUUGUGUUAUAAUUCGCCUGGUAUGUUGUUGUAAACGUGUGUCAGGAUCUGAUGGUUGUUUCCGUAAGAUUGGUCCCAAAAAGCUGCUUGUGCUCAGGUCAGCAGGAAAGUCGUGGAAUUGCACCGAAGGAACUAGAGAUGUCAAGGGCUGAAUCCAUAAUUUCGGUCUGCACCCCAAGCAAUACUUUCAGUUCUAUUUCUGUUAACAGUUUAAUUGAAUUUAUUGUGCUUAGGUGUCAGUGCAGGAGCCUGCUUUCCGAAAAACAAAAUGCUCCAAAUUGUUCAUAAUAAUUUCAGUAAGUGGCAGAUUUCACAAAGCUGGCUAAGUUUAGUCAGACAAAUUGAAGAGAGUCAUAUCGUGCCAGAUAAGAUAUAUCAACGAAAAUUGCAGAGCUUGCUGACUUCUGCCUUCAGAGAUACGUUAUGAAUUGUAUUAGCAGUAAAUAUAGUAUUUUCCCUUUUAAACUUGAUUUUUCAAGAGUUUGGCUGAACACAGGUUGUGCUGGUGCUAAAUCGGGUGCAGAUUUUCCAGGUUGUAGAGAGGGAUGUGUUUGCACCGGUGUCAGUGUGAUAUGACUCUGAAGGGCUGUAAGAUCAGGUCUUUAAUGUUUUGGAUCUUCUGUGGAUUGUUUAGGAAAGAAAUGUGAUUUUUAACUGUGGUUUUGUGUCCCUUGAAUGAGUCAAGUGUCCCAAACAGUUUAAGCAAUGUUGAGUUCUCACAGAACUUUUUGAUGUUGGUGGAAGUUGAGAGCACUUUUGCCUCCCAAGGGUCUGGUUGAGUCAGAAUAAUUAAAGUUACAAAUUCUGGGAGGGAGAAAAAAAGGUCUGGAAAGUUGGCAGGAAAACAGUAUUUCAUUAAAUUUCUCUAGACUACUGUUUCUGAUUUAAUAGAAAGAAUAUCAAGAGUAGGCUUUCUGUGGUAUUAGUAACUUGGUUUUAAUUUUCCAGUAAGUUUUCUAAUCCCUUUGUUUUUAAUAGAAAGAGAAUAUGAAAGAAAUAUGCUGUCAAUAUCUCCUGAGUAUUUAACAUUUUAGAAUAUUAAGGCCCUGAUCAUGUAAUAAAGCAAUCCUAUAUCUUGCUAGUACAUAUUUAUACAGCUAGAACUGCAGAACUAGCAUCUUAAAAUGUUCAUGGUUAAAGCGUAUUAAGUGGUAUAUUUAAUAAAGAAAGCCCAAGUGUCUUUUAGUUCAAGUUAUGGUUUUUAUAAGAGCCUUAAUACCGGAGAGAAGGAAAAGGACUUGUCUCCAUUUGAAAGCACUUUGCAAUCUGGUGGAACUAUAGCCAAACCUCUAUUAUUUAUGUGUUAUAGCUUUCUAAAUCAUUUCUUGCUUGGCCUUUUUCACCCAAAUAGUGAACCAACAACUGUCCCGUAGAUUGAUGAAAAUGCUUGGAGGAAAAACAGUUUCUAGGCAUUUUGCUUAUAAAGAUUUAACAAGUGUUCGUGUUUUAAUGGCUUUAGAAACACGAACGGUGCUAAAACCGUUUUAAACAGUGAAUAACUCUAAUUCUAGAAUUUCAAAGUAAUUUUCCAGUGAAUGGCACUUUUCCUUGUGGUUUGAUUUCUGCAGCAUCUGCAGGUUUCUAAUCAUUAAAAAACCCCCAACCUCCUUAUAGCAACUGUGGCUUAAACUUUUCAGGUUUGGAAUUCCUGAAUGGAUGUACAUGCAUCGCAUACACUAGCAAGUUAUUGUAUUACCCAUUUUUUUUAUCACGACUUAGGUGAAAUUGCUGUUGCUCUCGGUUGACAUUUUGUUGGCAGAAUUGGGCUAUGGCUUUAUAGAUAUUAUUGCUCUUUUAUUUGUGACCCCCUUUGUCAAACACAAAUCUGAAUAUUAAACCUCUUAAGGAUGGAGCGUACCAGAAGAAUGGUUUGCAAAGCAGAGACUCCUGAGCUUUCAGCAGUUAAGCCUGUCCUGAACACAUCAUUUUGUGAGUAACUUUACGGGCUUGAUCACAGAUUAUCAAUGAUGUAUGUGCAAGUCCAGUAAAAUAUAUGAUCUUCUAGAAGUUUAUAUAAAAACCUGCUUUUUAAAGCCUGGCAAGGUAAGGUUGUGCCCAGUCACCUUCGACUAGGCAAUGCUAUUGAUCAAGUCUGUGGAAGAAUUUCUAGGUGUUUUAAUAGAAAUUUAUCAGUGGUAUAUGCCAAAGCUGCGCUACAUCGGUUACACAUUUUCACUUCUAUCACAUCAAUUUAUUUCCAAGCAAGAUUUAUUCAUAUUUGCAGGAACAUGUUCAGUUGCAGUGGUCGGGAGUGCUUUUUCCUCUGGCCGUGUUCAUGUGCAGUUUCCAGUCCUUUAGAUUUCAAUCUGUUGCUUGCUAGAAGCUUUGUGAUAAACAGAAAUGAAAUAAAAUUCCCCAAUAAUGAUUAUAUAAUAUUUAUACAAGUGAUGACUUGGAGGAGUUAAAACUGUGGUGGAGAGGAGAAUUUUCCUGUUGGCGGGAUGUCAAUCGUUUUAAUGGGAGCAGGAGCAAACCAACUUUUAAAAAUUCCAUUUCUGAAGAAUAUAGUUCCACAAAACAAACUUUCACAGGCAAAGUGAAAUAUUUGAGAAUUUUUAAGCCAACCUUUUCCUGGGAAAAAAUAUCAGCUCUUUGUAUUUUUAUUUGCGUGAAUAGAACCCACGCCACCUUCCUUUCCAAGUGAUACUAGAACGGUUUAGGCAAGGCAAUAAUCCUGGGGUCCUGUACUUCAUUUUAGAGUGAAUCAUUCAUUGCUUGUGUCUCUGCAGAUGUAAAAAUGUCUGUCAUUUAUUGUGCACAGUUGUAGCUUUAUGAAAUGUGCCAUGCUAUUUUAUGUGCAAUAUAAUGAUGCAGUGAGUCAAAUUGUACUCUAUGUCUCAUAUACAUUGAUGUUUGCUGCUUCACGCUUCAACGGGUAGAUUUUUUGCAUGUGAUUCUAUGCCUUUCAUGGCAAUAUUUUUGAAAUCUACCCUAAUAAUUAGAAAUCCUAAGAGUAAUCAGAACUAUUCAGUGACUGUAGAUGGAAUUUCAGCUAGGUAAACAUAUUACUAUUUAUUAGCCUACAAUCAUCAACUGAAGCUGUCGUACUCAUUUCAAAUAAAUGUACAUAAUUUCAGGUAAUUUAUUUUUUUCAUCUUUUACCAUUUGCAAGUAACUUUUUGAUGCGGACAUGCGUGCCCGGGUGUCUCAGAAACAACAGAAUAGGUGCACGCUCUUUGUUUCAGCCUGUGUGAGGGGAAAAUGUGUCACUUGAGUGAACAAAUGUCUGUUCAUGCAUAAGCGUGAUCUCUUUACAGACACAUGAAAUGUUUUUCCGCAGCACCAACAGGCAAACAUCUGCUAAUUCUGUAUCUUCAUGUAAAGUCACCCACAGAAAUACACAGAAGCUGCUUUUUAACAUAUUGUUAAAGAAAUGUUUAUGUGCCUUUCAGCAUUUCCUAGGAAGAAAUCUCACGUGUUCCUUAGCUCUCUUACCAAAAGUUCGAUAACGGCUUUGUCAUUAAAAAUAAGUUUAUACUAAAAAUAUAAUAGUCAGUUCUAAUUCUUGACACAUUCUCACUUGUGCUGGAGAUCCUGUAUCUGUAGCAGCCAGAAGAAUUCGAUAAUAUUUUCUCUUAUUACAGUGAAAUUACAGUCAGAAAGAUGUCUUCCUGGUACACCUGUGCAAUUCUGUACUUAAGCAAAAACCACCAACUGUGACUAUAGUUAAUAUAACAAAAUAUAUUUAUUGUAUAUAUUCACUUACACAGAUAUUCUAAAUAUAUAUUCUAUCUGAAACCAGAAGUUCUAGUUUUUUAUGAAAUCAAUUUGUGGAGACACGGUCUUUUCAGCUUUUACUGUUAUUUUUGAGCACUGAAAUUAAGGUUUUUCGAGCAUAAAUCGUUUAAGGUUAGAAGUAAGUAUAGUCAUUUUUGCUGUGAAAUAAUUCUUUUUUGAAAUAGCCUUAUGUAGAGCUGUUCAGUAUUUCUUCUAAAUGGAAGAUGGUGACGUUUUUCCAAAUGAAAUCUGUUCAGGGAACUGUACCUGUUUCAAUAGGAAGGUUUGAAUGGUGAAGCGAUAGGAGAACAAGGGACCCCCUUAAAUCCGUGUGUGGGGUUGAGCACAGCUCUGCCCUGAGCAGAGGGAACGCUGAGCUAUACAACAUUGGCUAUCAGUUGGUCUCUUCCUUUAUCCAACUUUAAAAUACAACUUUUAUUUUCCAGAGGGGAUUUUUGACCCUGGAUUUUCCCAUGUUGUAUGAAUAUCUUCUUCAUCCAGCUGUCCUGGCUUUUGUUUGAGCUUUCUGUUGUUGACAAAGUCCUGAUUUUGUUUUUAUACAACAUAGAUUAUUUUACAUUACAUUUUUGGGGAAGUGGCUGGAAAGCUGUUUUCCUUUCACUUUUAGUUUUUUAUUCUGCGUGCUAUUGUAUAUUUUAAAAUGUCCUUGAAAUAACACAUGCACUAGUGAUUCCAAAGAAUAUAGCUAGGAAAAAUGUCAAAUGUGAGAUGUGCUUUUUAAAAACGUAUGUGCUUUGAUUUAGUAAGGCAGGGAAAAAGACAUAGUCUCCCUUGCAGUGUAUUAAUACCAGGGAUUUCUUUCUAUGCAAUAUUAUGGUGCACCUGUUUGUUGUUGGUUUCUUUUAUUUGUGGGUUUUUCAUGUGUUCGGUUCUUUUGUUUCUUUGUUAACGAUUAACGUGAUCGGUAUAGUUGUUGUACUGGUGUAUUGUGUAUAGAAUGUUCUGUUAAAAAUGUCACUAAGGAAACUGAAUGUCUUAAAUAGUAUUUUAUAUUUAGGCUCUUUUUUUGUCCAGUCUGACUUCACUAAAUCACAAUCCUACUCCUUUGAAUAACAAUAACAAGACAAUAUUUCAUAAAACUGUGUAAUGAAGUCUCCUGCGUUACACUAUACUCUUUAUCACCUUCCAGGACAAAAAGUUGUGUUACUGUUGUGAGUUUUAAAGUUUUUGUAUCUCUGUAUUUAAAAAAUAAGCCAAAUUGUAUGAUAAUUUUAAAUUCAAAGAGCUAAUAUACAUAUAUGUUUUUAAAGCUGAUCAAAAGUAGUAAAACUAUAAUUGGUUGGGAUUACUCCCAAGUGAAGUUUCUAAACUGUGGUAUAACAAACGUUUGUGUAUGUCCUGUAACUGGCUUGGUUUUAAGGUUGAUGUAAAAUCAGUAUUGCUUGGGUGCAAAACCUGCCUGCGUCUGGACUGGAGUCCAGGGGGCACUGCAGGGACAUCGACUGCUGUGCCAGAAAAUUACUGUUCUUGGCGUGGUUUAAGCAAACCGAACUCCCUUACAGUGUUACACAGAUUAUUUCUCUCUGUAAUGGAGCUGCUGUCUGUUGAGGACAGUGUAACAUGCAAGUUUUUAUCACUGUUUCCUUGAAUUACCUUGAAUUGUCUAAAAACCCCCACCAAGUUCUUCCUUAACUAUGUACUUAACUAGGAAAUUACUUUUGGUUGUGGUUUCUUCUACAAUAUUUAUAUUUUACCAAGUAAUGUUUGUUUCUAAUGUUUGUAAAAAUAAUGUAAUGUCACCAAAUGUUCAAAAUCAAUGUUUUCUAAUAAUGCCUUGUAAUUUACCUAGCCUUACAGUACUUCAGACUAUUUUCCACCAAAACUGCAUCUAGUCACUGGUUGUCACAGUUAUGAAAAAUAUAUAUUUAUAAACCUGUAGCUUCUAGCUGUCAUUAAAGGUUAAUGAUACAAAUUGUGA
Columba livia (rock pigeon) is the source of this 16278-nucleotide messenger RNA. RefSeq names its product protein phosphatase 1 regulatory subunit 3E (gene PPP1R3E). Gene Ontology annotation, cellular component: protein phosphatase type 1 complex. Gene Ontology annotation, biological process: regulation of glycogen biosynthetic process. Bases 8847 to 9791 code for a protein of 314 amino acids. The record is from RefSeq and is a predicted model, not a curated record. Gene Ontology annotation, molecular function: protein phosphatase 1 binding; glycogen binding. The transcript has a single exon. Lineage: Eukaryota; Metazoa; Chordata; Aves; Columbiformes; Columbidae.